AUGGAUACCUUUUCUUUUUUUUCUUUCUUGAAAACAUUUCAGUAUAAACCACAAAUAUUCUUGUCUAAACUAUUUUUUUUCUUUUCUUUAUCUUUUUUUUCUUUUCGUUAUCUUUUUUCUUUUCGUUAUCUUUUUUUCUUUUCAUUAUCUUUUUCUUUUCUUUCUCUUCCUUUCUUUUUUCUCUCUUUUUACUUUCUUUUCUCUCUUUUUUCUAUUUUUCUUUUCUCUCUUCUUUUCUCUUUUUCUUUUCUCUUUUCUCUCUUUUCUCUCUUUUUCUUUUCUCUCUUUUUUCUUUUUCUUUUCUCUCUUUUUUUCUUUUUCUUUUCUCUCUUUUUUUCUUUUUCUUUUCUCUUUUUUUCUCUUUUUCUUUUCUCUUUUUUCUCUUUUUCUUUUCUCUUUUUUUCUCUUUUUUUUUUUCUCUUUUUCUCUUUUCUUUUCUCUUUUCUCUUUUUCUUUUCUCUUUUCUCUCUUUUCUCUCUUUUUCUUUUCUCUCUUUUUUCUUUUUCUUUUCUCUCUUUUUUCUUUUUCUUUUCUCUCUUUUUUUCUUUUUCUUUUCUCUCUUUUUUUCUUUUUCUUUUCUCUCUUUUUUUCUUUUCUUUUCUCUCUUUUUUCUCUUUCUUUUCUCUCUUUUUCUUUUUUUUUUUCUCUUUUUUCUUUUUCUUUUCUCUCUUUUUUCUUUUUUCUCUUUUUCUCUUUUCUUUUUCUCUUUUUCUUUUCUUUCUUUUUCUCUUUUUUUUUCUCUUUUUUCUCUUUUUCUUUUCUCUCUUUUUUCUCUUUUUCUUUUCUCUCUUUUUCUCUUUUUCUUUUCUCUCUUUUUUCUCUUUUUCUUUUCUCUCUUUUUCUCUUUUUCUUUUCUCUCUUUUUUCUCUUUUUCUUUUCUCUCUUUUUUCUCUUUUUCUUUUCUCUCUUCUUUUCUCUCUUUUUCUUUUUCUCUCUUCUUUUCUCUCUUUUUCUUUUUCUCUCUUCUUUUCUCUCUUUUUCUUUUUCUCUCUUCUUUUCUCUCUUUUUCUUUUUCUCUCUUCUUUUCUCUCUUUUUCUUUUUCUCUCUUCUUUUCUCUCUUUUUCUUUUUCUCUCUUCUUUUCUCUCUUUUUCUUUUUCUCUCUUCUUUUCUCUCUUUUUUCUCUUUCUUUUCUCUUUUUUCUCUUUCUUUUCUCUUUUUUCUCUUUCUUUUCUCUUUUUUCUCUUUCUUUUCUCUUUUUUCUCUUUCUUUUCUCUUUUUUCUCUUUUUCUUUUCUCUCUUUUUUCUCUUUUCUCUCUUUUCUUUUUCUCUCUUCUUUUCUCUUUUUUCUUUUUCUCUCUCUUUUUCUCUCUUUUUCUCUCUUUUUCUUUUUCUCUCUUUUUCCUUUUCUCUUUUUUUCCUUUUCUCUUUUUUUCCUUUUCUCUUUUUUUCCUUUUCUCUUUUUUUCCUUUUCUCUUUUUUUCCUUUUCUCUUUUUUUCCUUUUCUCUUUUUUUCCUUUUCUCUUUUUUUCCUUUUCUCUCUUUUGAAUUGCCAAGUUAUAAACUCCCUGUAGAAAUUAUUUGUACUUUUACUCUUUUACCAGGCAUUAACCCAAUAGGCUUUACUCCACAUGCACUGCAACGUCCUGAAGUGUGCUACCCUAAUAAUUCUUCCCCUGGGGUACUACCUCAUGUGCGCCUAGAAAAAAGGAUAAAAAUUCCUCUGGUGGAGUCCAACAUCAACAAGAUGAGAAGUCCAGUGACUGUACGGAUUGCUCCUCCUGACACAGGAGUUCUUCACAGUCCAAACUUGAAUGACUUAAACUUUUUUUCUUUUUUUUCUUUCUUUUUUUUCUUUCUUUUUUCUUUUUUUUCUUUCUUUUUUUCUUUUUUUUCUUUCUUUUUUCUUUCUUUUUUCUUUCUUUUUUUUCUUUCUUUUUUUCUUUUCUUUUUUCUUUUCUUUUUUUUCUUUUCUUUUUUUUCUUUUCUUUUUUCUUUUUUUCUUUUCUUUUUUUCUUUCUUUCUUUUUUCUUUCUUUUUUUUUCUUUCUUUCUUUUCUUUCUUUCUUUUUCUUUCUUUCUUUUUCUUUCUUUCUUUUUCUUUCUUUCUUUUUUUUCUUUCUUUCUUUUUUCUUUUUUUUCUUUCUUUUUCUUUUCUUUUUUUUUUCUUUUUUUUUCUUUUUUUUUUUUCUUUCUUUUCUUUUCUUUUUUUUUCUUUCUUUCUUUUUCUUUCUUUCUUUUUUCUUUCUUUCUUUUUUCUUUUUUUACUUUUUCUUUCUUUCUUUUUUUUCUUUCUUUCUUUUUUUUUCUUUCUUUCUUUUUUCUUUUUUUCUUUUCUUUCUUUCUUUUUCUUUCUUUCUUUUUUCUUUCUUUCUUUUUUCUUUUCUUUCUUUUUUCUUUCUUUCUUUUUUCUUUCUUUCUUUUUUCUUUCUUUCUUUUUUCUUUCUUUCUUUUUUCUUUCUUUCUUUUUUCUUUCUUUCUUUUCUUUCCUUUUUUCUUUUUCCUUCCUUCUUUCUUUCUUUUUCCUUCCUUCUUUCUUUCUUUUUCCUUCUUUCUUUCUUUCUUUCUCCUUCUUUCUUUCUUUCUUUCUUUUUCCUUCUUUCUUUCUUUCUUUCUUUUUCCUUCUUUCUUUCUUUCUUUCUUUUUCCUUCUUUCUUUCUUUCUUUCUUUUUCCUUCUUUCUUUCUUUCUUUCUUUUUCCUUCUUUGUAAAUUGCUAAUUCUCACGUUGCAAUUUUUCCUUUUUUUAAAUUUCAGGUUUACAUCACUUAAACAAGAUCUGGAUUUCCCAAUAACUCCAGAUACAAGUGAUGUGCUUUCAGCCCUCCGGGAAGGGACGCGAAAACGUUCAAAUAUGACAGGUAGUGAAGAGGAUUCCAUGUUUGAGAGUGUAAAUAAUACAGCAAAAAGGAGGCGACAAGAAAGUAACCAUUCCACGGCCUCCUCCUCAUCUAUGCCCUCAUUGCCAGAUUUUCUCCCAGACUUGUCUCUCUGCAACUUCACCCCUUCUUCGUACAUGUCUCCUACCUCACGCUAUAUGGUGCCAUCAUCUGUGGCGAGUAGCAGUGGGUCUGUAACGAAUCCUUCCUCUGGAGUGAUAGCUGGUAGCAGUGGCAUGGGCACUGGUGUUAAACGACCAGUAGCACCCUGUGCCCAUUUGUCACAAUCAGAGAAUUCCCCAAAUUCCAAGAGGCCCCGGCAGGAAGUGAAAAACAAUCCCAUUCUGAGCUCCUUGAGUUCCAGUCAAAGAUACAGGCUUCACAAGAAAGAGACUGGCAAGAGAAAAAUACCGGAUUCACCUGAGUUACAGGAACCUAAUGCUUCCAAGGAGAACCAGGAGACGCAUUCUAGUGACAAUCAUCAAAGUUUUGAGAAGCCUGCUAGCAAAUCAACCAAAUUGAAUCGGUCUGUAACAGAGGCUGCAAAAAGUGAUGCUGAUCCCAGUCAACCUUUGGUUUCCAUGGCAACUACUGAUCACCAGUCGGAAGAGACACAGGCCAAUACCAGCGCUGGUGAAUCUAAAACGCCAGAUCUAAGGUCACGAAGAAAACAUCUUAGUUUUGCCACACCAGGCAUCAACUUGGAUAGAUUAUCUUAUGCCAAUGUUUAUGCAACCAAAGAAGACUAUGAAAAUGACCGCAAAGCUGAACAGGAACGAGUUGAAAAGAUGCUUGAUCGAAUAGCCACAGAAAAGAAAGUUCCAGGUGCAGAUAUACUUUCUGAAAAAAAUGUUGUUGAAAGCCGUGAGGAGACCACCCAAACUACAUCGGGCUUGACCGUUCCUUCCAUGACCAUUAGUUCAAGUUCCAAAGCAUUGACCUGCACGACUGCAGCCACCAGCCUUAUAGUAUCCUCUACAGCAGCCUCUCUUACGUCCAGCAGCAGUUCGCCUGCCAAAGAAACCAAUGCUGUAUCCUCCUCUUCCUCCACGCUGUCCUCGUCACCUCCCCCAACUCUUUCCUUGUCAAUAUUUUCUUCUGCAGCUUCAGCAGCAGCAACAACAUCAAUAACAACAACAACAUCAUCAUCAGCAAUGUUGCCGUCAACAAGCACACUGUCAUCCCUGCUUCAGUCAAACAGCUCUCCAAGCACUUCAGUGACGCCUUCAUCUACGACGUCCUUUAUCACAGUUCCUCAAACCACAAAAACAGAUCUUCCAUCAACAAGUACAAAGCCCACAGCAACCUCUAUAUCUCUAACACCAACAUCUACAGCUUCUGCAUUCCAGCCGUCAAUGUUUGGGAGCUCAGCUGCUACUACUACUACAUCAGUUCAGUCCCCAAGCACCUUCACCACAGCCACUGGAGCUGCAACUGCUGCUUCUACUCCUGCUACAGGUAUAUUCACAUUUGGCAAAUCAACACCUCCAGUUUCUCUACCCCAGUCCUCUACCCCAGCCACUUCUAACAUCCCAUCCACGGGAAUGUUUACCUUUAAACCAAGUGAUGCAGGCACUUUAAAGACAAGCUCAUCAGUAUCAGUACCUACGUCCAACCCUACUGGUAUUUUCACAUUUAAGACAACUGCAGACAGCACUUCUGCUGUUACAAGUCCAGGAUCGACUGAAGCCAACUUUGUUUUCGGUACUCCUACGACUAGUUCAAGCCUCGCAGCUUUUGGCUCUUCAAGUAAAGCCCCACCAGCAUUUGGUGUGACCACAUCAGGAAGCACCUUUGGCUCAGCAUCUUCAAAAUUUGGUGCAACUUCUGCCAGUAGCACGCCAGCAUUUGGAGCCACUUCACCCAGCCCACCAGUGUUUGAGGCAACUACAUCAGCCCCUGUGCCUGCCUUUGGGGCCAGUACACCAGCUUUUGGGGCUACUUCCUCAACUGCUACACCAGUAUUUGGAGCAAGUUCCUCAUCUAGCAACCCAGCUUUUGCUUCAACAACAUCAGUUUCCACUCCACUCUUUGGUUCAACAAAGACAGCCUUUGGUGCCACUUCCUCACCAUUUGGUGUGUCCUCGACAGCUUCCACUGCAUUUGGUGCAUCAUCAACUACUACCCCGCUGUUUGGGGCCUCCAACACCCAGACCACCCAGGCAAACACAAGCAGUACUGGUUCUUUCUCGUUUGACAGCAAUUCCAACACUGCUCGACAAACCUCUUCCACUUCAGCACCGUCAACUGGAUUCAACUUCACAUUCAAUACUGCCCCAACCUCUCCAAACACAUUCAACUUUGGCAGCACCUCUACGACGUCUGCAACUGGAACAACAACCACAUCAUCAGCAACCGCUUCUAGCUCGACUUCCAUCUUUGGUCAGCCUUCAAGCACCUUUGGCGGGUUCUCCUCAGCCAACCAAGACGGACAGAAAUCUAUGUUUGGGUCACAGAGUAGCAACCAAUCUGGCUUUAAUUUUAGUGGCUCUUCAACCAAUCAAACAACAAAUAUUUUUGGGCCAACCGGACAGCAGCCACAGACCUCUCUCUUUCAUAACAGUGAUCAACAACAGACUAGCCAGCCCUUCACUUUUGGUCAAGGAACCACUUCUGGAACUAACCCUACCCCUUUUGGCCAAAGCUCAGCCUUCUCAUCACCCCAGGCAUCAUCAUUUGGUUCAUUUGGGGCCAAACCAAUUGUUUUUGCUACCCCAACCAAUAAUACUGACAAACCAUCUCAGCCAACCUCAACCAUCUUUGGUUCCACACCCGUCUCUGUGGCCAGCCCCAAUGUUACACCCCAACCCAAACCCUUAUUUGGACAGGUAACCUCCCAACCAUUUGGAGGUAGUGGUACCACACCCUCAAAUACAGGUAAUACAGGACUGUUUGGAAGCACUCCUACGGGUCAGACAUCAACUCCUGCUGGUGGGUCAGCAACUUCUGGAAUUUUUACCUUUGGGCAGUCUCCUGGUACACAGCAGCCAGCAGCUAAUCCAAAUCAGGGAUUUGACUUCAGUGCCUCCAUAGGAGGAACAUCACAGUUUACCUUUGGGGGUAGAGUCAUGGGUAUAACUACAUUUUUUUUUCUCUCCUCUCUCCUUCUCCCCUCUCUCCUUCUCCCCUCUCUCCCUUCUCCCCUCUCUCUCCUUCUCCCUCUCUCCUUCUCCCCUCUCUCUCCUUCUCCCCUCUCUCUCCUUCUCCCCUCUCUCUCCUUCUCCCCUCUCUCUCCUUCUCCCCUCUCUCUCCUUCUCCCCUCUCUCUCCUUCUCCCCUCUCUCUCCUUCUCCCCUCUCUCUCCUUCUCCCCUCUCUCUCCUCCUCACAACUAUAA
Molecule: messenger RNA, 6150 nt
Organism: Acanthosepion pharaonis
Lineage: Eukaryota; Metazoa; Mollusca; Cephalopoda; Sepiida; Sepiidae
Source: the annotation of a GenBank genome assembly